GUAUUCGUGCUGUCACUCUCUGUUGUGGUGGUUGCAUAUAUUUCAACAUUACACAUGGAAACAUUUGACCCCGUUGAGCUGUUUGGCAAGAAUGUCCUGAUCACCGGAGCCUCUUCUGGAAUUGGAGAACAGAUGGCGUAUCAUUUUGCCAAGAUGGGAGCAAACCUUGUCUUGACUGCUCGAAGAGGACAUCUGUUGAAAAAGGUUGUGUCAGAAUGCAAUAAUCUGUCCCCGAACUCUGCACAGAAACAUGCCUACAUCGCCGCUGAUAUGGCCGACAUGACAGAGACGGAGAGAGUUGUACAAUUCGCAAAAGAAAGCCUUGGCGGCUUGGACAUAGUGAUGUUGAAUCACGCCUUAUUGCCUUUUGGAGAACCGUGGAUGAGCAGCAAAGAGAACUUCACCAAACUGGCCACAGCCAUGGACGUUAACUUCCGGUCAUACGUCCACUUAGCGUCCCAUGUUCUACCCUUGCUGACCCCGAGUAGUGGACGGAUAGCCGUGGUUACGUCACUAGUAGGUUAUUUUGCGUACCCCUAUACCACAUGGUACACCGCAGCCAAACGCGCUCUCCAAGGCUUCUUUGGAGUGUUGAGGCAGGAACUGAAGUUACAGAACUCCAAUGUUACCAUCACAAUGUGUGUUGUGGGACCCACAAGAACAGAAAACGCAGUGGAGUCCAUGAAAGCUAUGAUAGGAGAAACCUUUGUGAAAACCGGGCAUAUUGCAGACGCAGGGGACGUUGCCAUGGAGAUAAUACAAGGAACAGUUUCAAGGCAAUACCAAGUCCAUACUGACAUGGAUCUGAAAACUAGAAUUUUCUUCUUUAUUCAGUUCCUAUUUCCAAAACUUGCUGACGAUUCAAUGCUGUUAGCUUUAACAUGA
This is a messenger RNA of Lingula anatina, 885 nucleotides long. RefSeq names its product hydroxysteroid 11-beta-dehydrogenase 1-like protein. The record is from RefSeq and is a predicted model, not a curated record. Gene Ontology annotation, cellular component: intracellular membrane-bounded organelle. Gene Ontology annotation, molecular function: oxidoreductase activity. Lineage: Eukaryota; Metazoa; Brachiopoda; Lingulata; Lingulida; Lingulidae.